Messenger RNA from Lodderomyces orthopsilosis Co 90-125, 990 nucleotides. RefSeq lists its product as uncharacterized. The transcript has a single exon. Bases 1 to 990 code for a protein of 329 amino acids. NCBI's taxonomy places the organism in Eukaryota, Fungi, Ascomycota, Pichiomycetes, Serinales, Debaryomycetaceae. The record is from RefSeq and is a predicted model, not a curated record.
AUGCCGCCAGUAGCAAAUACACCAGCUUCGGGUUCUACCCUAUCGCCUAACUCGAAUAAGUUAGUUGAAAAUAACUACAAACUAGCAUUAAAACAAUUCAUCAACAAAAACUUUAUUGGUUCAUUCAAACUAAUUCAUGAUGUUUACUACACUUCAUUCAACGAGUACAGACAAGGUACAAUUUCCGAAGACUUGCUAAUCAAAAUUAUCAAUUUAUACUUAGUUGUUGUUGGAGUAUGUCUCAAAAACAAGAGUCUCGAUCAGGUACUGGUUAACGCAGCUAGAAAUUCUUUCACUAGUAACGAAAUUAUCAAUCAAAUUAAAUCAGUUUGGCUCGAACUUGAUAUACCUUAUGAAAUUAAAUACAACAUGCAACUUGUAUACAUCUCCAAUCAAGAGUUGAUUUGUGAUAAAGAAGGUUAUUUGCGAAACUUGAAAAAGUGGUAUAUCAAUAUUGAUACGGAUGAUAAAUUUGGUAACAAGUUGCUUGAUUUAGUCAAAUUUGAAAUCCUACCUCAGUUCAAUCAAUAUGACGAAAGUGAAAGAUUAAUUGGUGAUAACGAAGAAGAAUUACAACGAUUACGUCAAAUUAAAAAUGAAAAAGAAGAGUACUUGAACAAAGUAAAGCAGGAGCAAAUUCAAGCUGAGAAAUUAGCCAAAGAAGCUAAAAUUAAAGAAGAAGCAGAAGCUAAAAAUGCAGCUAAAGAACUGAACUUGAAGUAUAGUUCACUCAAGGAGAUCAUAAACAAUUACAAUAAGGAGGACAGUAGAGCACCAGUACGGAAUUUGGAUCGUCAACAAUCGCAAAGUUUGAAGAAGAAAUUGACAUACAUUUUGAGCAUUACGAGAAACUACCUUGCUAAAAACUCCAUCGUGUUGGUGGUGCUCAUUAUUUUGAUUCUUGGGUCGAGUAGGUACUUGAGAAAUGCAAAUAUUAAAGACAAGAUUGUUGAAACUGUUAAAAUGGCUUUCAAGUUUACAUAUGUAUAA